Rangifer tarandus platyrhynchus (Svalbard reindeer) is the source of this 969-nucleotide messenger RNA. The record is from the annotation of a GenBank genome assembly. NCBI's taxonomy places the organism in Eukaryota, Metazoa, Chordata, Mammalia, Artiodactyla, Cervidae.
AUGACCAUUCGGCCCCUGGUAGACCUGCUGGCUGUGAAGAAAAAGCAAGAAACGAAGCGAUCUAUUAACGAGGAGAUCCACACGCAGUUCCUGGACCACCUUCUGACAGGCAUCGAGGACAUCUGUGGCCACUACGGCCACCACCACUGGAAAGACAAGCUCAACCGCUUUAAUAAGAAGUACGUGAAGAAGUGUCUGAUAGCUGGCGAGCGCUCCAAGGAGCCCCAGCUCAUCGCUUUCUACCACAAGAUGGAGAUGAAGCAGGCCAUCGAGCUGGUGGAAAGUGGGGGCAUGGGCAAGAUCCCGUCGGCCGUCUCCACCGUCUCCAUGCAGAACAUCCACCCCAAGUCCCUGCCGGCGGAGCGCAUCCUGCCAGCACUGUCCAAGGACAAGGAAGAAGAGAUCCGCAAAAUCCUGAGGAACAACUUGCAGAAGACCAGACAGCGGCUGUGGUCCUACAACAGACACACGCUGGUGGCCGACCCCUACGAGGAGGCCUGGAACCAGAUGCUGCUCCGGAGACAGAAGGCCCGGCAACUGGAGCAGAAGAUCAACAACUACUUGACGGUGCCAGCCCACAAGCUGGACUCGCCCACCAUGUCACGGGCCCGCAUCGGUUCAGACCCGCUGGCCUAUGAGCCCAAGGCUGACUUGCCUGUGAUCACCAUCGACCCGGCCUCCCCGCAGUCGCCCGAGUCCGUGGACCUGGUGAACGAGGAGCUGAAGGGCAAGGCCCUGGGGCUGAGCCGAAAUCCGGGGAGGCUGGCCGAGGAGGAGGAGGAUGACGAAGACCCCGACGAGGGCCUCACGAUGCGGACCAAGGAGCCCUCGUCCCCGGGCACCGACGACGUCUUCACCCCAGCGCCUAGCGACAGCCCCAGCUCUCAGAGGAUACAGCGCUGCCUCAGUGACCCAGGCCCCGACCCUGAGCCUGGGGAGGGAGAGCCUUUCAUCCCCAAGGGCCAGUAG